This is a messenger RNA of Paramecium tetraurelia, 363 nucleotides long. RefSeq lists its product as uncharacterized. The transcript is spliced from 2 exons. The record is from RefSeq and is a predicted model, not a curated record. NCBI's taxonomy places the organism in Eukaryota, Ciliophora, Oligohymenophorea, Peniculida, Parameciidae.
AUGGGUAUCUGCGGUUGUAAGACACAAAAAAAGAAUGUACAAGCUAAAUAAGGGAGCCUACCAAAAUAAAUGUAACAAUAACAAUCAGUUUCUUUAAUUUAAUAAAACUAAUAAAUUACAGAAACAGCACAAGCAGGAAAUAAGGUUGAAUUUAGAGAACAAGAUCUUCAAAAAGAACCUGCUAAAGUUCAAGAAACUUAAGCUAUAAAUCAAAAUCCAGAAAUAUAAUAAUUUAAUGAUGAAAUCUUCGUAAAUGAUAUAAUGAAGUCAUUUGAUGAAUUAAAUCAACUAUUUAAUCAAAUGGCAUAAGAAUUUGAUUCAAUAUCAUAGUACUUAUAAUCAAUGUCUGGAUAUCAAGAGUGA